This is a messenger RNA of Pseudogymnoascus verrucosus, 2515 nucleotides long. RefSeq lists its product as uncharacterized. The transcript has 2 exons. NCBI's taxonomy places the organism in Eukaryota, Fungi, Ascomycota, Leotiomycetes, Thelebolales, Thelebolaceae. The coding region runs from base 212 to 2173 and encodes 653 amino acids. The record is from RefSeq and is a predicted model, not a curated record.
CAGUGACUUCUCUUCCCUGCCGUUCACCAGCGAUCGAAGGGAGCCCACAACGCAAAACAUCACCGUUGAAUCUGCAUACGGCCAUCAAGGUAUCCGUAUACGACUACUUUUGCCAAAACUUUACUACUGUGCCAUACCGCACCAGAACCGCGCAUCGCGCAUCGCGCAUUCACCCCGAGGCAACGCCCUGCGUGGGCCGAUACAGGCAAAAAUGGUGUACGAUUGGGAGAACAAAGAGGAGCUCUGCUACCGCCUCUACAUUGAGGAAAAGAAGAGCUUGGAGGAGAUUAUGGAGUUUAUGAAGGAGCACCAUAAGUUUGCGCCGAGUAAACGGGCGUUCCAAACACAAUUCAAGCGCUGGGAAUUCCCCUCGAAACAAAACCCAGCGCACAAAAACGUCGAGCUAGUGGCGCGAGUGAAGGAGCUCUGGGAGCGCAACGUAUCGCAACGCGAGAUGCUGCGCGUGCUGAACGAGGAGGACGGCUUCGACAUCAAAGAGCGCGAGCUCAUGCGCGUGCGCGCCAAGAACCGCUGGCUGCUGCGCGUGCCGAACGGGAUGAAGGCCAAGAAGCGCGAGUCGGAGCAGGACGUGAUGGACCAGCUGCAGCAGGCCCUGUUUGACGACGGCUCGGGCAGCCAACAGCAGCAGAUUGAGGGCGAGGUGGAGGAGGGCGAGGCGGGGGCGGCGCCGAAGAAGGAGGGGGAUAGGGCUGUUAGUCCGGAACUGAGCCCGGAGGUGCUGGCGAAGAGGAUGGAGAGGCUGCAGAAGCUGCAGGCGGAGAGUGCGGUGAGGUGGCUGAGUAGGAAGAGGAGGAGGAGGACGAGGGGCUGGGCGGGGUUACCUGCUGAUCCGCCUGGGCCGCCGAGGUUCCCGUCGGAGACGACAAUUGAUGAGAGUAAGGCGUUCUUGAGCCUCGACAGCGCCCUAUACCGGGAUAUCAGAGCGCGGUUCCAGAGGAUCUGCGAGGAAGCGGAUGUUAUUAAGAAGACUCUCGCGGGGCCGGAACGUUGGGAGGCUGUGAAGGCCAGGCUCGUGCAGGAGAGCCCGCAUCUGCAGCAAGUCUUCUGGCAAGAGACUGACAACCAAGAGCAGAAGAAACUCGCUCUGGAUGUCGUUUGCACAGAUGUCACAAAGCGGAUGCGUACGCUGGAACGCAGGAUGACGAUCGCUGAAGCGAAGAAUGCCCUCGGUAUUAACCCCGAGGAAUCGCGGCAGAUCCGCAACGCCUUCUACCAGACUCUCAAGGCAGACCAUUUCACGAGCAAGCUGGAGGCGGGAGACGACCAUUGGCGCGAACUCAAGCAACAAUGGAUUGACGAAUCCGAGCUCCUAACGAACAUUCUCGCACCUGGUGAAGCGGACCCGCAGCGCCAGGAGAAACUCAAGGCGAUGGAAGUCCUUUGCAGAGAUGUCAUGAAGCGCCUCCGCGACGACCAAACCAAGCGUGACCCUACGAGGAAGAAGAAAUUCGACUCGAAUUUCACGGCUGAGGUCCCGCAAAAUAUGGAGAGCUUCACUAAUGAUCGCGAGGAAGAUAUCCCACAAUACCCAAUGCCGGGUCCUCACGACGCCCUGGUACAGGCUGCUGCUCAUGCUCAAGCGCAAGCUCAGGUCCAGGCCCAGGCUCAGGCCCAGGCGCAAGCACAGGCACACAUGCAAGCCCAAGCGCAGGCCCAGGCAUUGGCUCGGCAUAACCAGUCUCACCUUCUUAUGACAGACCACGAUGACAUGCGAAUUGACCCCUCGCUACUGCUUGCCACUGCCAACGACCCAUCGCUCAUGGAUUCCCACCACGACCACCACGGCUACGCCGAGCAGCAGUACGCGGACCAACAGUACACAGCGCAAGCGGCGCAGGCAGCUUUUCCGAACCCAGCGAACUCGAUUGCUGUUUACUUCCGUCUUCACCCCGCUUCUGAUAUUCAGCCGCCUUCGAGACUAUGGGUGAGCACGCUGAGCAGCGUGUCGGUGGACGAGCUGAGGCAGCUGGCGACAAGCAAAUACCCUGGCACUAUCCCGGUGCGCCUAGAGGGGAUUGUGAAGGAGAGUAAUGGGCAGGAGAUGAACCUGCAGAUUGACCACGAUGAGGAGCUUGAUGCUUACCUGGCGGCUAUCAAUGGGGUGAAACCCAUUUUUACUGUGCAGUUGAUGCAGGGCUGGAAGAACGAGUAAGGGAUGGGAUUAAGAGGAUGGUGUUUGGGUCUUCGUGUUACACUUGGAGCAUAAUAAGGCAAGGAUGGAUAUCCUUGUCAUGGUGGGAUUCAAGGAGUUUGGCUUAAGAGCCCCGGUUUUGAUGAUCAAAGUUAGAUGUACAAUUGCUCUCAUGUUAGCUUUAGGAUGUUAGAGUGGGUUGGCGGCGGCGGAGUUGGUUCUGUAUUUGCUAACUGGGCCCUGUCGGGGCGAGGAGUCGGGAUCCUGGCUAUAUCAUUAUAAUUGCUUGUAUUAGAGAAUGUAUAUAUCUCAAGUUGGAUUAUCACCAAUACUUCUUUCAUGAAAUGAUAUCUGUAGUUUAGA